UCAGUGGGAUUCAGGGAUGAGUCUUGAAUUUGCAUCGGCAGAGGAAAUGAUGCUGGAAGAUUUGUUUUAAAAGAAAGGGGGUAAAAGGAAGAAAAGUGACACAUUUCCACAGUUACUCCUGAUAUUUGGAUUGCAUGUCACAGAAAACAGCAGUUGGGCAUCACGUCAUCUCACCACCAUCAAGCCUUUGCUUUAAGAACAAUAAACUUUGAAACUUAUCUUUAUUUAUAGGCAAAGGUUACAACAGUUUAUGCAAUAAAAUGGCAGAGAUUUCAGAAGGUGCAUAUAUUUCCGUCUUUUCAGGGAAGUUUAUCUUUCCUCAUCAGGAAGAAUUAAAAAGAUAGGGGAAAAGAAACGUUGAUAAGGAGAAUAAAAGGACAUUCUCAUCCAACGAUGCCUGAGGAUGGAGAGGAACAUGAUGCACAUGUACACACUGACAUGGCCGAAUCCAAACUUGUGUUCUGCAGCUCUUCAGUGAUGUAGUAGAGCAGAGCAGAGAGGAAAACAGGUUUGAGUUUGUACCGCUGUCGGAAGAUGCAGCACAGCUGAGAAGAUGCUGAGGAAGGUAGUGAUGAUGAGGAGGGUCCUCCACGUGAAGGGAGACGUGAUGUGCACGGUCGUGCUUCUGGUGCUGCUCUGUUUUCUGCUGUACACUCGUCAGGUUGUUCUGUCCUCUGGAUGGAGCAGACCUGUCUGGAAGCUGGAGAUCCACGGCUCCACCAGCUCCAGUCGGAUCAUGUUGGGAUCCGGUGGGACCAAAGUAAAAAAAGAGUCACCUGAGUCUCCACUACUACCACAGAUGCCGUCAUGUAAGCCCCAAACCAAGUCGAAACCUUCCCAGCCUAAAUCCAGCUCUCACAUCAGGUCCAGGUCACGGAGGAAAAAGGUUGUUCCGACCGCGGCUGCAGGAAAACAACUGCCGACACUGCCGCCGUUUGACUUCGAGAGCUAUCUAAGAGAAAAGGACAACAGAAACUUUAGUCUGCUCAUCGACCAGCCGGGGAAAUGUCGCAUCAUAGAAGAAGAGGAAGGUGGAGGAGGCGCUGCGUCUGCUCCCUUCAUGCUUAUCGCAGUGAAAUCUACAGCUGCAGAUUUCGACAAACGUCAGGUAGUGCGACAGACGUGGGGGAAGGAGGGGACCUUCCAACCCGGUGGAUCCAUACGCACUGUGUUCCUGCUGGGGAUUCCCCGGAAUCGGUCCUCCCUGCCUCAGUGGGACCGUCUGCUGACCUACGAGAGCAAAGCCUUCAAGGACAUCCUGCUCUGGGACUUUGAAGACACGUUCUUUAACCUGACUCUGAAGGAAACACAUUUUCUGGAAUGGGUCAACAGCAGCUGUCCUCAUGUGAAGUUCAUCUUUAAAGGUGACGCCGACGUGUACGUAAACGUGGAAAACAUCCUGGAGAUGCUCCAAGGCCGGGAGCCAGACGAGGAUUUGUUUGUUGGGGAUAUUAUCGUUAAUGCCAGACCAAUCCGCCGCCGCUCUUCCAAGUAUUACGUUCCAGAGUUGGUGUACGGAGGCGGCCUGUACCCCAGUUAUGCUGGAGGAGGAGGGUUUGUGAUGUCAGGACACACAGCUCGAAGACUGAGCUCCGCGUGUCAGCAGGUGGAACUGUUUCCGAUCGAUGACGUCUUUCUAGGAAUGUGCCUCCAGCUGAUUGGUGUCAACCCUUUACGUCAUCAGGGAUUUCGCACCUUCGGGAUUCCCCGGCCGUCCGCGGCGCCUCACCUCCAGACCUUCGACCCGUGUUUUUACAGAGAGCUCAUGGUUGUUCACAGCCUCAGUGUGCCGCAGAUCUGGCUCAUGUGGAACCUCCUGCACGACCCCAAGCUGAGUUGCCACAACAGAACCCGGCUGGCAUACGGACCCUUCAAAUGGAGAGGGAGGUUUGAAGAGACGGCAGGAGAUGCGACGGAUUAUGGCGAGAAGCCAGUGUUUCUCACACAUUAGUUCCUGUCAGAACGGAUGGAGUUGGAGCUGGAGGUAUCGUGCAGUCUUGGAGAGCGAUGUGAGAUUUUAUUCAACCAAGCCGAUGGAGCGUAUGCCAGGAAAUGAAAUGCUGCACGGAAAUCUUUCCCAGCUGACUCGGCUCUCUGCGCUGAAACUGCAGGAAUGCAUCUUAACUUUUACCUCUGGGACCAAACUGCUCUCACUGUAUUUAUCAACUGCCAGAUAGAAAGGUUUUUUAUUUGUUUUAAGUUUACAGAAAGGGCAGGUUUCUUUGCACAUUUGAAUUUGUGAUGCUGCUGUGACAUGGUCUCAUCUUGCUAAUGUAUGGUGGUUUUUAAAAAAAAACCUAUUUUACAUGUAGAAGUGAGGCACAUUUUGUGAAGCAUGAUGUGCCCUUCUCAUGUAUGCUGCGUGUGUAAUAGGAUGAGGGUUGUAAAAUGCACUACGUACAGACUAAUGUUUUGCUGUGUCAUCAUUAUCAUUUUAUUUCUUUCCAUACCUAAUUAUAGCCUGACCAUCUUGGGCUGAAAGUUCAAUGAUCUAUAAGAUGCUCAAGCAUGCCCUCAAGUGGUCAAACUCAUGAUCCCUGAAUUAAAGCUAAGGUAGGGAGUUUUGAGAAAACUGUGAGCCUGAAAAGCUGAAAAACAAAGCCUACUGUGCUGCUCCAAUGUUUACCUGUCUUUUUUUUCUUUUCUUUUUUUUUGUGUGUCCUGUCUGGCAAUGUGGCCUUAAG
This is a messenger RNA of Fundulus heteroclitus (mummichog), 2684 nucleotides long. RefSeq names its product UDP-GlcNAc:betaGal beta-1,3-N-acetylglucosaminyltransferase 9 (gene b3gnt9). The coding region runs from base 554 to 1951 and encodes 465 amino acids. Gene Ontology annotation, cellular component: membrane. The record is from RefSeq and is a predicted model, not a curated record. Lineage: Eukaryota; Metazoa; Chordata; Actinopteri; Cyprinodontiformes; Fundulidae. The transcript has 8 exons. Gene Ontology annotation, molecular function: hexosyltransferase activity.